GUAACUUUUGAACUUCCAAUAUCAUUGUAAAGAUCCUUUAUUCUUUCUACACAUAAUUUAAAUCUGCAGUCCGAAGAAAUACCGUAAAUAGUAUUUUAAAUAACGUGAAACUAUCUUAUUCAUAGAGAAUUCAAUUGAAUCAAGUUCAUCGUAAUAUUAUAUUGUGCAAUCUGAGUCUUCUAGCAUAGUGGCAAAGAUGUUGGCUCAAAAAUUGUUUUAGGUCACAGGUUUUGUAUUUUUUUUUGAAAAAAAUUUCCUUGUUCAAAUUUCUGAAUCCGCGAGUGUGUCCAUGGGGGAUUGGGUGAUUGGAGCGUUGAUCAAUUUGUUAGGAAGCAUUUUCAUCAACUUUGGAACCAACCUGCUUAAAUUAGCUCAUGAUGAGAGAAAUUUAAGGGCUAGGAUGAAGCCCAUUAUAUACUUUCAAGCAUGGAGAAUUGGUAUUCUCUUCUUCACAAUAGGAAAUUGUCUCAAUUUCAUUUCAUUUGGUUAUGCUGCUCAAUCACUUCUAGCAGCUUUAGGAUCUAUUCAGUUCAUUUCAAACAUCGGAUUCGCGUACUUCGUGUUGAAUAAAACAGUGAAAAUCAAAUUAUUGUUAGCCACUGUUUUUGUUGUUGCUGGAAACAUUUUCCUUGUAGCUUUUGGUAAUCAUCAGUCCCCUGUUUACACAACAGAGCAAUUGGGUGAAAAUUACACAAACAUUGUGUUUCUCGUGUACUGUAUCGGUUUGGUCUUAGUUGUUGUUUUCCAUCAUUCAAUUUACAAAAGAGGAAAAGGGCAAAUGCUGGUUCCGUUUUCAUAUGCAGUUGUUUCUGGUGCAAUUGGAUCGUGUUCAGUAUUGUUCGCGAAAUCUCUUUCAAACAUAUUGAGAUUGUCAAUGUCAUCGAAUCAUGAUGGUGAUGGUGGUGGUGGUUAUUCAACAUUGCUCAACAGGUUCACGUAUUCAAUGCUUUUGAUGUUUAUAAGUACAGGUGGAUUUUGGAUGGCCAGGUUAAAUGAAGGGCUAUCGCGAUUUGAUGCAAUACUUAUCGUACCUAUGUUUCAAAUCGCUUGGACGUUUUUCUCAAUCUGUACUGGAUUUGUCUACUUUGAGGAAUACAAGGUGUUUGAUGCUUUAAGAACAACUAUGUUCGUUUUUGGAAUGAUUUCUGUGUUUAUUGGCAUUUAUUUGCUAGCACCAGAGGAUGAUGAAGUAUUGAAGGAUGGUUCUUUAGCAGUACUCAAAACUUCGAAUUCAUCGCAGCAUGUUGAGAGAUUGUUCAUAUCAUCUGAUCAAAUUAGGGAUAUAGAGAUCAUUUGGACGAGAUAUGCUGAUGAAAACUGCUGAUAUGAUUGGACUAUGCGAGCGCCAGGACGUUGGUGUGUGGUGAUAAACAUGAAAAUGGUACAAGUAAUUAUUUGUCUCGUCGAAAAAUUAUAUAGUGUAUAUAAAAGCAUUUUUGUGUGUGUAUGUACAUUGGUAAAUUCAUUUGGGCAGUGAAGCUUCUAUUGUAAUUGGCAAGAGUAGCUUGAAAUUUUGUUUUAGGUUGCUAAUUAACUCAUGAGGUACUGCUACAUCUUUGCAUUUUUUGAAUUUCCUCUAGUGGUAGUGCUUAACAAUAUUGUUAUUUCUUUCUCCUUAUAUAUAUGGAGAAAAAUAUCAACAGUUUAGCCUUUAUUUUCC
Molecule: messenger RNA, 1660 nt
Organism: Solanum pennellii
Lineage: Eukaryota; Viridiplantae; Streptophyta; Magnoliopsida; Solanales; Solanaceae
Product: probable magnesium transporter NIPA8
Exons: 1
Coding region: 290-1324 (344 amino acids)
Biological process (GO): magnesium ion transport
Cellular component (GO): membrane
Molecular function (GO): magnesium ion transmembrane transporter activity
Source: RefSeq, a predicted model, not a curated record